This is a messenger RNA of Orussus abietinus, 1272 nucleotides long. RefSeq lists its product as uncharacterized. NCBI's taxonomy places the organism in Eukaryota, Metazoa, Arthropoda, Insecta, Hymenoptera, Orussidae. The transcript is spliced from 5 exons. Bases 327 to 1202 code for a protein of 291 amino acids. The record is from RefSeq and is a predicted model, not a curated record.
UUUACUAUUAACGUUACGUUUCAGUUAAGAAUGAAGGUGAAACCCAUUUUGACAAUAAAAUAAAUAAACGAGAGAGUCAGUCCUCGUCAUGGUGUACCUUACUAGACCAUCGUGCAGAUAUUUAUGAAGCUAUUACGGUAUACCCACUUUUACUUAAUUAUUAUUAAACUUAGUUAUCUUUCAUCAUACAAAAUGUCAUAAAUAAUUCCUGACGUCUUACUAUUUGAAUUGCCUUCUUUGUUUAAACUUAUCAUCAUUUUAAUUUAAGUAAUUAAGGUAUUCUGAAUUUAUUUUAGAUCUUGAACAGUUAUCCCGAAAUCCGGAAAAUGGUCCAGUCUUUACAAAAAGACAAUUCCUUGCAAUCGUCAUUAUUUCUUCGGUAUAUGAAGUUCUUUGUAGAGCAUGUGAUCUCGAAAUUACGUCUCUCUCCCGAAGAAGAAAGAACCAAGGAAUUAUAUUUCAGAAAGCUUUGGAGAGAAAAUAAGAAUGCUCAGCGAGACUUGUCUGAGCUUGCCGGAUUAUUGGAGCUGCAGAGAUCUCUUCAUUAUGCCAACACAAAGUCUGUAGUUUCUCAAUACAAAAAGGACGCAAUGUUAGUAGAUCGAGUUAAUAAACAAUGCGAAGAAGGCAUCAAAUCCGGCAUAAUUCGAUCUGAAAGGAGGCAAAUUUGGGCACUCAAUGCCUCGGCAAUGAAGCAAACCGAGUUACAACAAUCUGUGGAAAAUGCCAAAAAUAAUCUUCAGUUGCUUCGAUUGACAAAUUUACAAAUAGAAAAAGAGAUACGUGCUAAAAGAUUUAAGACUGAAUCUCAACUUCUGGCCUUAAUCAACAAAUUUGACGUUGAAAUUAAGGAGAGGCAAAAUAUUCUAGAGGAGCUGAAUGAGGAAUAUGAAAAGGAUAGACAAGAAAAAAUGGAACUGGAAGUGCGUUCACCAAGAUGCAUCGUAAUCUCAUGUCGAAUAAUUUUAGGUAAUUUUAAACCAAUCUUGAUGCAGAUAGAGAUGGACAAACAGCUAAAAAUAUACAACUCGUUCGUCAAGGAGCGAGAAGAGGCAAUUCUUCAAAUUUUUACGGAAAAGCUGGAGAAGUUCAUGAGACUCCGAGCUGCGAAGAUUAUCCAACGUUGGUGGCGUGAGAUUUAUGCACGUCUAAAAGCUUCUAAAAAGAAGAAAAAGAAACAGAAGGGGAAGAAGAAAAGGUAACAGCACUUACCGGAAGAAUAUUCGUGUUCUAAUUUCAUUUGAAUUCAAAAUAAAAAUAUCUAGUUAAUAU